This is a messenger RNA of Cynocephalus volans (Philippine flying lemur), 1390 nucleotides long. RefSeq names its product TAP binding protein like (gene TAPBPL). Gene Ontology annotation, molecular function: TAP complex binding; MHC class I protein complex binding. Bases 1 to 1311 code for a protein of 436 amino acids. Lineage: Eukaryota; Metazoa; Chordata; Mammalia; Dermoptera; Cynocephalidae. Gene Ontology annotation, biological process: peptide antigen assembly with MHC class I protein complex. The transcript is spliced from 7 exons. Gene Ontology annotation, cellular component: MHC class I peptide loading complex. The record is from RefSeq and is a predicted model, not a curated record.
AUGGGCACAGAGGAGGGCUGGUGCCUGCUGCUGUGCCUGGCUCUGUCUGGAGCAGCAGAAACCGGUGACCUUCCCCCUGCAGAGCCCCGUGCAGCAGAAAGACAGUGGCGGGCAGUGGACGUGGUCUUAGAUUGCUUCUUGGUGAAGGAAGGUGGGCACCGUGGAGCUUUUGACAGUAAUGGGAACAGGGCGAAGGCCUUGCUUGUGCUGAGGCAGGUGCCAGUGCUGGAUGACGGCUCCCUGGAAGGCUUCACUGAUUUCCAAGGGAACACAUUAGCCAAAGAUGACCCACCUGUUAUCUUCGAGGCCUCAGUGGACCUGGUACAGAUUCCCCAGGCCGAGGCCUUGCUCCAUGCUGACUGCAGCGGGAAGGAGGUAACCUGUGAGAUCUCCCGCUAUUUUCUCCAGGCCAGACAAGAGGCCACUGUUGAGACGGCAGCUUGGUUCAUCACCAUCGUGCAGGUACCUGGAGGGGGACCUAGCGUCUCCAUGGUGAUGAAGACUCUCGGGGAUGUUGAGAAUGGGGCUGUCUGGCACCCCACACUGAACCUGCCCCUGAGCCACCAGGGGACUGUGCAGACUGCAGUGGAGUUCCAGGUAACAACACAGACCCAAUCCCUGAAUUUCCUUCUGGGGUCCUCAGCCUCCCUGCACUGUGGCUUCUCCAUGGCACCAGGCUUAGACCUCAUCAGUGUGGAGUGGCGGCUGCAGCAUAAAGGCAGUGGCCAGCCAGUGUACAGCUGGAAGACAGGGCAGGGGCAGGCCAAGCGGAAGGGUGCCACCCUGGAGCCUGAGCAGCUACACGUGGCUGGGGACGCCUCCCUCACCCUACCUAGCCUCACUCUACAGGACGAGGGGACCUACAUUUGCCAGGUCACCACCUCUCUGUACCAAGCUCAACAGAUCAUCCAGCUCAACAUCCAAGCUUCCCCCAAAGUACAGCUGAUCUUGGUGAACAAAGCUCAGCCACCCACCCUCACCUGCAACAUUGCUGGCUAUUAUCCUCUGGACGUGGCGGUGACAUGGACCCGAGAGGAGCUGGGCAUGGCCCCAGUCCAAGUCUCUGGUGCCUCCUUCUCCAGCCUCAGGCAAAGCAUGGCCGGUACCUACAGCAUCUCCUCCUCCCUGACAGCAGAACCUGGCCCUGCAGGUGCCACUUACACCUGCCAGGUCACCCACAUCUCCCUGAAGGAGCCCCUGAUGGCCACCAGCUGGGUUGUCCCACCAGGGCAGAGAACGGCCUUUGGAGUCAUCUUUGCCAGCAGCCUCUUCCUUCUUGCACUGUUGUUCCUGGGGCUUCAGAGAUGGUAAGAUACCUCACCAAGGUCUGCCAAGACUCUGAGGCACUCUGGAUAGCCACCCUCCCACCUCAGAGUAAAAAUAGUAGUGC